AUGCCAUUCCGAACCUUCAGUAUCGUCACCAGUAAGGACACGACACUCUCGGGUCUCACCAUUGACUCGAGAGAUGGCAACGGCUUGGCCAAGAACACGGACGGCUUCGACCUGACCAAGAACGACCACAUCACGAUCACCCACAACAAGAUUUACAACCAGGACGACUGUCUCGCCAUGCAGUCCAGUACCAACACGGUCUUCAGCUACAACCUGUGCUGCGGUGGCCACGGUAUUUCGAUCGGUUCACUGGGCGGUAACAGUGUUGACCAGUCAACUACCGUCGAUGGUCUCACAGUCGAAGGAAACACGAUUCAGAACAGUGACAACGGCGUGCGUAUCAAGACCAUCAUCGGACUGAAGGGUCUGGUUUCGAACGUUAAAUACAUCGACAACGAGCUCUCGAACGUCAAGAACGCCGUCGUCAUGCACUCAGACUACAGCAAGGCCAAAGGCGGCUACACCGGCUCUCCUACCAGCCAGGUUACCAUUUCAGGUGUCACCAUUUCGGGUCUUACGGGCUCGGCGACGAACUUGUAUGACAUUGUCGCUAACCCAAAGGUGGUGUCUGGCUUGGACUUCUCGGGCGUGUCUGUGAGUGCAUCGGUCAAGGGCAAGCUUGCUGGUCUGCCCAACAGCAUCGAUCUUUGA
Messenger RNA from Phytophthora infestans T30-4, 651 nucleotides. Its product is annotated as polygalacturonase, putative. Gene Ontology annotation, biological process: pectin catabolic process. The record is from RefSeq and is a predicted model, not a curated record. The transcript has a single exon. Lineage: Eukaryota; Oomycota; Peronosporomycetes; Peronosporales; Peronosporaceae. Gene Ontology annotation, molecular function: polygalacturonase activity. The coding region runs from base 1 to 651 and encodes 216 amino acids. Gene Ontology annotation, cellular component: extracellular region.